Molecule: messenger RNA, 3370 nt
Organism: Lytechinus variegatus (green sea urchin)
Lineage: Eukaryota; Metazoa; Echinodermata; Echinoidea; Temnopleuroida; Toxopneustidae
Product: probable G-protein coupled receptor 63
Exons: 4
Coding region: 340-2190 (616 amino acids)
Biological process (GO): G protein-coupled receptor signaling pathway
Cellular component (GO): membrane
Molecular function (GO): G protein-coupled receptor activity
Source: RefSeq, a predicted model, not a curated record
ACAGAAAACUCGAAUGAUGGGUCAUUAUCAAACGGAGGCAAUUUGGCUAAGAAUGUUCUACAAUGUCGGCUCUUAACCAACCUGCAUGCACGAAAGGGGUUUUAGAAUCAUAAAGGACGACAAUAAUUAUGAUUAAUUGUUUAAAAUUUGACCGCUCUCUGUUUAGAGUCAUAUCCAUUCGUAUUUAAUUUUCUCCCUCUUCUUGCUCUUAUAUACAGGGCAGAAUAUAUGACACAGAUGCGAAUUAACUUUCACACACAAAAUAAAGCAAGGUAUAAUAUCUAAACUUAGAAAGGAGAGUCCCCCGAGGACUUCGAUGCCAGCAAGGGAUAUCAACCCAUGAAGAGAAUGUCGUCGACAUCAUUGCCCGGAUCAUUAGAGACAACAGUUCCUUCGACAACUAUAGACUCGGCAAUGACGCAUUCAAUGCGGACAUUAGCGUCGGACAAUGAGCUAGCGCGGAGUAGCGUCAAACCCGUCGUCGACAUCAACAUGCCGACGUCACCCCCGACAUCGUCUUAUUUUUCGACGUUCCAUUCUUCGGGAGAACCCCUCAACAGCACUGUGUAUUCAACGAACCUUACCCAACCAUCGGUGUGGGACCAGCCGACAAUGAUAGGACUCUCAGUGACACUGUGUCUUCUCAUAUUCAUAAGUUUGAUCGGAAAUUCUCUCAUUCUGCUAACAAUGGUUAUCUUCAAGCACAUGAGGACGAAGACGAACAUUUUUAUCGCGAAUUUGGCUUUCGCCGAUCUUGCCGUGACGCUCCUCUGCAUGCCUUUCACCUUAACGACAAUUAUCACUGGAAAGUGGGUCUUCGGCAUGGUCAUGUGCAACACCAAUGCAUUCUUUGAUGCUCUGUGUCUUGUCGGUUCUAUCCACAGUCUCAUGUACAUAAGCAUCCACAAGUUCUUCUCGCUGGUGAAGCCGUUGUCGAGGAUCAUCACACAUCGUCGCAUGUGGAUGAUGAUCUCCGUGGCAUGGUUGUCGGCGUUCUCCUGCGCCAUCGGCCCUCUCGUCGGAUGGUCUUCGAACGAGUUCAAGGUUGGCACGACGCAGUGUGGUCCGAAGUAUCCCGAGACUCCUUUGGAGCGUUCCCAUGCCUACUACGUCCUCACCGUCGGGUACUUUAUCCCAAUCCUAGUCAUCAUCGUCCUCUACACCUUUAUCUUCCGGACCAUCAGUCAAUACACCGAACGCCUACGCCUCCACUCUUCCAUGGAUAUCCAACAAAUAUUUCGCCAACAAAAGCGAAUCAUCAGCACCCUCUUUCUUCUCAUCUUGUCUUUCGUGCUUCUCUGGACGCCAUAUUUUGUGUAUGCAAGUCUUGGAAUGUUCUUGGGAUUCGACAAGCUUCCCGUUUGGUUGAAUUUAUUUGGUUAUUGGUGUGGAUAUGCCAAUUCUGCAGUGAAUCCUAUUAUAUAUGCAUGGCGGGCGAAAUCAUUCCGGGAUGCUAUAAAGGAUUUAUGCUGUUGCAGAAAGAGGAGUCCAUUCAGCUUAGGUGGUUCUUCAGGUCGUGUUGCGAAAGAUGCAUGGAACACUAGACGAGACCCGUAUACCCAGUCUCCUAAAAGAUCCGCUAGGGCCAAACCUGUCAGCAACCUAACCAAGAAGAAGAGCAUUAGCCUCCAGAGUCUUAGUAACGUCAACAACCUCAUCUUCCCGUACGUUACAUCAUCAAGACCUGUUGCAGCCGAAGACAACACCAACAGCAGCCGGGACACCCUCUAUUCGGAACAUCCCUUCAGGGAGCCAACGGGGAGUCUAUGGUCCAUAGACGGCGGUUCUUAUACCAGUGAUGUUGCUUACAGAGGAGCAGGAGAAGGGGAAGGGAUCAGUGGGGUUAAGAAGGGGAACAACAACAUGACGACAUUGGAACGCGGACAGAAUCUAUUCGAGAUGGCCGUGAUGGCGGCCGAGCAGGACCGGAUGGUGAAUUCACAAUCAUCCCUUGACAGUGUGACCAGUCGGGGUGCCCGAUGCCUCAGUGACGGUGCCAAGGACAAUCUCGAGAUGGACUUCUACGAGGUCCGUCCGAGACCGAUGCAAACUGUGUCGUCUUUCAGGUCUUUCCAAGGUUCCGCGCUCAAAUCGCAUCUCAGCCCAGAAAACGAAGAUGGGCCGAGGGUGCCGAGUUUCGCGGAUCCCGUCCCUCUCCAGGUAUAUGGGACUUUUGCAUUGGAGUUUUGAGAAUAAAAGCCUGCGAAUUCUAUCAUUAUCAUUAUGGCCAACACUCUGAAGGGCACGCUGUGACAAAUUUUAAGAUUGAUCAUGAAAAAAAAAUUGGCCAGUCAAGAUACUAGUAACUGUUACAUGCUAUCAUUCACACUAUCAACUAAUCAAGAUCGUUGUUUUUAAACUUACGAUGGUCUUCGUGUAAUCUUUGUGUAACUUGUUUUUUAUGGCCAAUAGUACAGUAUAAAAAUGAUAACAGCUCUGCAUUUAUUUGCAUAUUAGACUUGGAAGUUUUGCAGGCCUAUAUACUGAAAACACCGUUUGCAAAUUGAUAAUGUCAUAUAUGACAAAAAUCCUAACAUACCCACCAUACUCAUAUGAGCACGAGUGGCAGUUAUUCUUCCCUUAUGAAUAUUAAAUGGUGACAUGUUUCAGGCAAGAUAUACGAUAAAGCGGCAGGUGCUAAUGUCUCAUAAAGUAUACAUUUUAAUGGCCUCUUUAUUUCAUUUUUUAUUUAUAAAAGUUACAUCUCUUUGUGAUUAUUGUAAUAAAGAGUCCUCUCAAUAAGCCUGUUUUAGCAUUUGCAAAAUGCUUCAAUAUCUAAAGUGUUGUCAUGUUAUAAGCGCUCUGGGUGACACAUAUUCAAAUCAUUUUCAAGUAACACGAUAAAAAAAUAAUGUAUUAUCUAUUUGUGUGCAAAUGUAUAUAUUAAUAAGUUGUAUUUAUUUUAUUGCAUCAUCGCAUACAAUAAAACUAAGAAAAAUUUCUUAAUCGUAAGUUAAUUUUACUUAUAUUUCAGUCACGAGUCUUUCCCUAGGCGGCCGUACGCAGAGUCGAAAACAGCCAUUUUUAAAUUUUUGUUUUGGUGCCAGCUACAUUAUAGGUGGUUUGAAUAAAAACGAAUUAAACGUCUGUUCUCGACUCGCCGUAUGGCCGCCGUAUAAAGCAAAUCACUUUAACUCUUACAGUGAUCAUGGACCUAUAGGUCCAUGAAGUGAUAAUGGGACUGUUGUGAUGAUUAUGGAGGUGAUGAUGAUAAAGAUUAUUAUGAUUAUAAUGACGAUACUGGUGAUGAUAUUGAUGAUGAUGAUUGUAUUGCUGAUGGUAAUUACUACUGUGGAUGUUAAUAUUGCCGAUGGUACCCUACUACUACUCCUACCGGCUCCUUCUACUUCUACUACUACUACACUACUAC